This is a messenger RNA of Phoenix dactylifera (date palm), 1903 nucleotides long. Its product is annotated as ATP phosphoribosyltransferase 2, chloroplastic-like. Gene Ontology annotation, biological process: L-histidine biosynthetic process. The record is from RefSeq and is a predicted model, not a curated record. Gene Ontology annotation, cellular component: cytoplasm. Gene Ontology annotation, molecular function: magnesium ion binding; ATP phosphoribosyltransferase activity. NCBI's taxonomy places the organism in Eukaryota, Viridiplantae, Streptophyta, Magnoliopsida, Arecales, Arecaceae.
UCCGCCUCUCCUUCUCGAGCUAGCCAAGUAUCUUGGCAAAUUGGAAUUCCACUCCAUGAAAAAUUAUUAGUUGUGACGGGAUAGUUUCAGAUAUCCCCGUCUGUUACCAGAUCGGCUGAGCAAGCGCCGCCACGUUUUUGAGGUAUUACAGUCAUCCGCGGCGAAGCGAGAGCUCCUCUCAUUCUCCAUCUUUCUGAGGAAAAAGUACGGGAAGCGAGAAAGAAACGGGGGAGAAAAGGAAGAAGAAUGGCCGCCUUCUACGAUCUCGCCGCCUUCUACCAAGUCCGGCCCUCCUCUUCCUCCCCCUCCCGGCCCUUCUCCAGGCCCUUCCCCUCAUCGCUCGCAUGCCGCGCCACCGCCUCCCCCUCCUCCACCGUCGUGCUUCCCGCCGGCGACGUGGAGGCUCUCCCGCCGGAGCGUACCGCGGUCCGCCUCGGCCUCCCCAGCAAGGGCCGCAUGGCUGAUGAAACCCUUAGUCUCCUCAAGAAUUGCCAGCUUUCUGUUAGGCAGGUGAAUCCGCGGCAGUAUAUUGCAGACAUUCCGCAGCUCUCAAACUUGGAGGUGUGGUUUCAGCGUCCUAAAGAUAUAGUUCGCAAAUUACGGUCAGGAGACUUAGACAUUGGUAUUGUGGGUUUUGACACUGUCAGCGAAUAUGGAGAGGGAAAUGAGGAUUUAAUCAUAGUUCAUGAGGCACUCGAGUAUGGAGCCUGUCGUUUAUCACUUGCAAUUCCCAAGUAUGGAAUUUUUGAAAAUAUAAAUUCCCUGCAUGAAUUAGCAGAAAUGCCUCAGUGGACAAAGGAAAGGCCUUUACGUAUAGUGACUGGGUUUUCAUAUCUGGGCCCGAAAUUUUUGAAAGAGAGAGGUUUGGAGCAUGUCAGUUUCUCAACUGCUGAUGGAGCACUUGAGGCAGCCCCUGCGAUGGGCAUAGCUGAUGCUAUUGUCGAUCUUGUGAGUAGUGGAACGACCUUGCGUGAAAAUGAUCUGAAAGAAAUUGAAGGUGGGGUAGUUUUAGAAAGCCAAGCUGUUCUUGUUGCUAGCAGGAGAUCCUUAAACACUCGGCAAGGUGUAUUAGAGAUUACUCAUGAAAUUCUUGAAAGACUAGAGGCACACUUGAGGGCAACUGGGCAAGUUACGGUGGUUGCAAACAUGAGGGGAAACAGUGCAGAAGAAGUGGCAGAGAGAAUUCUUAGCCAGACAUCUUUAUCUGGGCUGCAGGGGCCUACUAUAAGUCCAGUGUAUUGUAAACGUGAUGGCAAGAUUGUAGUGGAGUACUAUGCAAUUGUCAUAUGUGUGCCCCAAAAGGCACUUUAUAAGUCUGUCAAGCAACUGAGAUCUAUUGGUGGCAGUGGAGUCUUGGUCUCUGACUUGACCUACAUUUUCGAGGAAGAGACUCCCAGAUGGCGCAAACUUCUUUCUCAACUUGGAUUAUGACCUUUUAAGCACCAAUAGCUCUCAGUGUUCAUCAUUAGUUUUUUAUAGCGAUAAUGGUAGUCAGAGUUCUGAUCAGACAUUGAGCUAGGUAAUGCUAUUUGUGGCUUACAAGCUCAUUAGAGCUGAUAAAUCUUUGAUUCCACAGUGCCCCUAGAUCAGAGCCAUCACUGUUUGACAAGAACCGCAAGUGGAAAUGUGAUUCUUAUGCAAGGGUAGUGCCCGCUAGUUUAUUAGUAGUCAGCUUUGGUUCCUUGUAUUAUUUGUAUAACAGGAAAGUAUUACUAUCUUGUUGCAGUGUAGUUUUGAUUUAUUGUAGCUGGUCGAUGUUGCGGUCAUUUGUUGUUGCAUGGAAUAAUUUUGUUGUAAUUUUGUUGUAAUUUUGGUUACUGGUGGACUGGUAUGAUGCGUUUUUAUUUGGUUUAAGAUAGCAUGGUUUCAUUCACAUUGGGUACUUAAUGUAUUACGCUCAGAA